CCCGCAAUUCAAUGAUUCAAUAAUCCCAAGCAAGCAAACACCACCCGAAACCAACCAUGGAGAAAUUUAAUUUCAGAACCCAGGUGUUGAUCAGGCACCUCCAACAAACCACCGCCACCGCCACCGCCGCGGCAAUUUCACGAUCGCCAUGCCUGAGCUACGCGCCGCCGGAGACUUCCGAACCGCCGUCUCCGUUCGACGUGAGUUCGAUGCGGAAGCUGAUGGACGGCCACAAUUUGGUCGAUCGGGACUGGGUUUUCAACCUAAUGAUUCAGAGCAAGCUCUUCAAUCCGAAGAUGAGAGGCGGAAAAGUGUUCGUGGUGCCGGAUUACAACCAGUCGAUGGAGCAGCAGAGGGAGAUCACGAUGAAGAGGAUUCAGUAUCUGUUGGAUCACGGCGUUUUCGACGGCUGGCUCACCGGUCGAGGGUUCGAAUCCGAGAUGAGGAAGCUCGCACUUUUGGAGGUUAUCGAGAUUUUCGACCACUCCCUUGCUAUCAAAAUUGGCGUCCACUUCUUUUUAUGGGGUGGUGCUAUACAGUUUUUUGGAACGAAAAGGCAUCACGAUAAGUGGCUGAGUGCAACAGAGAAUUACUUGAUCAAAGGCUGUUUUUCGAUGACUGAGUUAGGACAUGGAAGUAAUGUUCGAGGAAUUGAGACUGUAACGACAUACGAUUCGAAAUCCGGGGAGUUUGUCAUCAACACUCCGUGCGAAUCGGCUCAAAAGUACUGGAUUGGGGGUGCGGCAAAUCAUGCGACACACACAGUCGUCUUUUCGCAGCUCAACGUUGAUGGAAAAAACGAAGGUGUCCAUGCUUUCAUCACUCAGAUCAGAGAUGCAGAUGGAAAUAUAUGUCCCAAUAUUCGAAUCGCUGAUUGUGGACAUAAGAUUGGUUUGAAUGGUGUUGACAAUGGUCGAAUAUGGUUCGACAAUGUUCGAAUUCCUAGAGAAAAUUUAUUGAACUCGGUUGCAGAUGUUUCUCCCGAUGGAAAAUAUCUAAGUGCAAUAAAGGACCCCGAUCAGAGAUUUGGUGCGUUCAUGGCCCCACUGACAUCUGGGCGUGUCACCAUAGCUGCAAGUGCCGUUUACUCGGCAAAGAUCAGUUUAGCUAUUGCAAUAAGAUAUUCAUUGACGAGGAGGGCGUUUUCGAUUACACCAGAUAGUGCUGAGGUUCUUUUGCUUGAUUAUCCUAGUCAUCAGCACCGCCUUCUGCCUCUUCUUGCAAAGACAUAUGCUAUGAGCUUUGCUGCAAACCACUUGAAACUGCUGUACGUGAAGAGGACUCCACAGUUAAUAAAAACACUUCAUGUUGUUUCCAGUUCAUUCAAGGCUAUUCUGACGUGGCAUAACAUGCGAACUCUUCAGGAAUGUCGUGAGGCGUGCGGAGGACAAGGCCUCAAGACGGAAAAUCGUAUUGGCCAAUUGAAAGGUGAAUUUGACGUGCAAUCUACUUUUGAAGGAGACAACAAUGUUCUUAUGCAACAGGUUAGCAAAGCACUGUUAGGAGAGUAUUUGGCGGCAAAAAAGAGAAACAAACCAUUCAAAGAUUUGGGACUUGACCACAUGAAUAAAUCUUGCCCUACGAUUCCUUUGCAGCUCACAGCUUCCACAGUCAGGAGCGUUCAGUUUCAGAAUGAUAUAUUGUGCCUGCGAGAAAGAGAUCUAUUAAAUCACUUUGCUGCUCAAGUGUCUAAAUACCAAGCUCAGGGAGAAAGCAAAGAAUCUGCUGUUAUUGCGAGUUAUCGGCUAGCUGAAGAUUUGGGCAGAGCCUUUUCAGACCGUGCAAUUUUUCAGACUUUUGUAGAAGCUGAGAAUAAUGUGACAGAUGUACCCCUGAAGAAUAUAUUGAGUGUUUUGAGGUCGAUGUACGUUCUGGUAACAUUGGACGAAGAUGCUGCGUUUCUCCGAUACGGUUACUUAACAGUGGAGAAUGCUGAGACAGUGAGGAAAGAAGUUGCGAAUCUUUGUAGUGAAAUGAGACCGCAUGCACUAGCCUUGGUCACUUCUUUUGGAAUUCCCGAUGCUUUUCUCAGUCCCAUUGCUUUCGACUGGAUCGCAGCUAAUUCUUGGUCCCCGGAGCAAGACUAAGCUUAAUAAUCCUACGAUUUUCUUAAUUUCGAUUUUUAGUGGAUGAUAUAUAAUAAAGUUGUAAGAAUUUUGUUGUUUGUGUCUGAAUAAAGGGUAAGAUGCAUGGUGGUAAGUAAGCUCCCAGACUAUGAUAUGGCCUCUAUCUUUGUUGUUUGUAACACCUGUUCAUAAGACUUGAGGAAAUAAACAAAAUUCCAUCUUUUUUUUUCAGUU
This is a messenger RNA of Erythranthe guttata (spotted monkey flower), 2300 nucleotides long. Its product is annotated as acyl-coenzyme A oxidase 3, peroxisomal. NCBI's taxonomy places the organism in Eukaryota, Viridiplantae, Streptophyta, Magnoliopsida, Lamiales, Phrymaceae. The record is from RefSeq and is a predicted model, not a curated record. Gene Ontology annotation, biological process: fatty acid beta-oxidation using acyl-CoA oxidase; lipid homeostasis. Gene Ontology annotation, molecular function: FAD binding; acyl-CoA oxidase activity; fatty acid binding. Gene Ontology annotation, cellular component: peroxisome.